Messenger RNA from Micromonas pusilla CCMP1545, 690 nucleotides. RefSeq lists its product as uncharacterized. The transcript has a single exon. NCBI's taxonomy places the organism in Eukaryota, Viridiplantae, Chlorophyta, Mamiellophyceae, Mamiellales, Mamiellaceae. The record is from RefSeq and is a predicted model, not a curated record. The coding region runs from base 1 to 690 and encodes 229 amino acids.
AUGUCGUCCAGGACGACCGUCGCGCAGCUCCGCGACGCGCUCCGCGCGAAAGGCCUGGACGCGACCGGGAACAAAGCCGAGCUCCUCGCGCGCCUGGAGCGAGCGUCGGGCCCGUCCGAAGGCGCGACGACGACGACGAAUGAUAACGCGACGACGAAAACCAAGAGGACGCGAUCUCCGGCGGGGAAGACGCGCGCCGCCGCGCCAACGCGGUCGACCCGCCCGCUGAAACGCCACGCGCCCGCGCUCGUCCUCCUCCUCGCGCUGACGCUCCUCGUCUCGAAGGUCUACUUUCCAAACUCCGCGCUCGGCGUCCUCGCGACGCGCGCCAAGCCGCAUCUGAUCCGAGCGAUGCGCCUGCCGAUGCGCGUCUUCGGCGGCGCCGACGACGACGACGCCAAGUGGCUCGGCGUCGUCAGCGCCAAGGUGGAGCCGCUCCUGCAGAUCCCCGUCAUUUUCGCGUUCCUCGGGAUCUACCAAGGCAUGUUCAGCGGCAACGCGCUGGAGAUCCCAGAGCGACUCACGAGGAUGUUCAACCGCGACUGGUUCAAGUUCGCGUCGCUAUGCGCCAUCGCGUUGCAAAGCACGGGGGGGGACCUCGAAAAUGCGGUGCUAAGCGCGAGCUUCUUUCUGCUCGUGAUGUACGCGCUGAAGACGCCGGAGGAACGCGCGAGGACGGGGUUCGUGUGA